UCCUGUGCGCAGUGCUCCGGCCCGGCCGCUCCUUCCCUCCUCACUUCCUCCCCACAGCUGGCUCUGUCUCUCUCCCUCUCUCUCUCUCUCCCUCUCUCUCUCUCUCUCUCUCUCUCUCUCUCUCUCUCUCUCUCACUCUAUCUCUCUCUCUGAUGCUGGCUCGCCGUCUCCUUUUCACACGCCGGACCAAAUACUUCGGAGGGUGGAAUGACUGACUACCUGUUUUGCAUGGUCUGAAUUUCGGGAAAUUCGCACGUCGGAAAGGAGGGGAGUCAAGAGGGAAAAGAGAGGCUCUCCAUCCCCCGAGGGAAUUUAUUUUACAGUAAGCAGGCGCAAUGAGGUAUGCCAGUGCCUGAGGUGGCGUCUGACACUGCCAGCGCUGCCACCAUGUUGAGCCCCGUCCUCAAUGCCUCCAAUGGAGACGGCUCCGAGUCUGAAACCACCUCCGCCAUCCUCGCCUCCGUCAAGGAACAGGAGUUGCAGUUUGAACGUCUGACCAGGGAGCUGGAAGCCGAACGACAGAUUGUUGCCAGUCAGCUGGAGAGAUGCAAACUUGGCUCUGAGACUGGAAGCAUGACUAGCAUCAGUUCAGCAGAUGAGAAGUUUCGCUGGAACAACCAAGAUGGACAGAAGGACAUAGAGGAGGAGCUGACGACAGGCCUGGAGCUGGUGGACUCCUGCAUCCGGUCGCUCCAGGAGUCGGGCAUCUUGGACUCGCAGGACGCCUCCACGGGAGACAGACAAGGACUCCUGUCCCAAAGCGCUCUGCAGCUCAACAACCAGGAUGCCUAUGCAGCAGCUGGUUACCAUAGUAACCAAGCUCUGGCACUUGGGGAAACAGUCAUGGGCCGCGGCGGGCAGGUCGGAGGGGCAGUUCACAGCUACAAUCAGGUGACAUCCAGCCGUGCAGCUGCCCAGUUAGUGGGGACAGACUCUCCCUCCCAGUCCCAGAGAGACUCAUUUGCCCAGCAGGCCCAUGGCAGCGCCUUCCAUAUGCCCACAGAGGGAGGAUCUGCACCUGCUGGGCCAUCCAUGUAUUACUCCUGCGCCACUUUGCCUGCACAGCGUGUCAGCUCCCCUCUGCAGGCGGUGGGAUCCCCUACCAAGCUGCAGCGCCUGGGAUCAGCCUCCUCUGACAUGCCCAGCUACGCCACGCUACAGAGGGUGUCCUCACCCAAGCAGUCACCCAGCCGGCUCGCCAAGUCCUACAGCACGUCAUCGCCCAUCAACAUGGUAGCAUCGGGCGCCGCCGGCUCCUCCUCACCCCUCCCCAUGGCAGCCUCCCCGGGCGGGAACCACACCUCGUCGCCCAUCCACCAGCUCAGCUCGGUGGUGGGAAGCUACGCCACGCUGUCGCCCACCAAGCGCAUGCUGCAUCACAUCGGACCAGACAGCUACAAGAUCUCCCACGAGCUCUACGCCAACGCAACCCUGCAAAGGCCUGGUAGCCUGGCAGGUAGAGGCUCCAGAGGUUCCUACAGCAGCCAGCACAGUCACCUGGGCUCCGAGCUCCGGCCCCUGCAGUCUCCUGAACACCACAUCGACCCCAUCUACGAAGACAGAGUCUACACCAAACCCAACCUUAGAGGACAAGUGGUGAACCAGUUGUACCAAGAGGUCCUCAACUAUCUGCUCUGUCCCUACGCUCCUCUUCCCGCUUUAGCCCCGCCCUCCCCCGGUGUCGACCCAAUCCCCUUGCAGCGAACGGGAAGCCAGAGCGCCACCGCCACUUUUCAGAGAGGCAGCUUCGCCACAGGAGGCGGGGCGGCCGACUACGCCAACCCGUACCGCACUCUGCAGUUCUGCCCGUCCACCGAGUCGCCUUACAGCAAGUCGGGCCCCGCCCUCCCGCCCGAGGCCGCCCUGGGCCGGUCUCCAUCCGUGGACAGCAUCCAGAAGGACCCAAGGUACGACCCAGAAUUCCUUGUGUGGAAUCAAAAUCAAGCCGAGCAAAGAAUGACAAAGGAGUUUGGCUGGAGGGAUCCAGAGCUGCCAGAGGUGAUCCAGAUGUUGCAGCAUCAGUUCCCAUCAGUCCAAUCCAACGCUGCCGCGUACCUCCAGCACCUCUGCUUCGGAGACAACAAGAUCAAAUCUGAGAUCCGGCGGCAGGGCGGCAUCCAGCUGCUGGUGGACCUGUUGGACCACCGGAUGACCGACGUCCACCGCAGCGCCUGCGGAGCCCUGAGGAACCUGGUGUACGGCAAAGCCAACGACGACAACAAGAUCGCCCUGAAGAACUGCGGAGGCAUUCCUGCUCUGGUCCGGCUGCUGCGCAAGACCACAGACGUGGAGAUCCGAGAGCUGCUCACAGGUGUUUUGUGGAACCUGUCGUCGUGCGACGCCCUGAAGAUGCCCAUCAUCCAGGACGCCCUGGCCGUGCUGACCAACGCCGUGAUCAUCCCUCACUCGGGCUGGGACACCUCCCCGCAUACGCAGGAGGACCGCAAACUCCACCUACACUCCUCCCAGGUCCUCCGCAACGCCACAGGCUGCCUCCGGAAUGUGAGUUCGGCAGGUGAGGAGGCCCGCAGGAGGAUGAGGGAGUGUGAGGGCCUGACAGACGCUCUGCUCUACGUCAUCCAGACCGCUCUGGGAAGCAGUGAGAUUGACAGCAAGACCGUGGAGAACUGUGUGUGCAUCCUGAGGAACUUGUCGUACCGUCUGGCCGCAGAGACAUCUCACAGCCAGCAGGGGGGGUCGGAGGAGCUGGACGGUCUGUUAUGUGACACCGGCGGGAAGGACGCAGAGAGCUCCGGAUGCUGGGGCAAGAAGAAGAAGAAAAAGAAGGGACACGACCAGUGGGACGGCGUCGGCCCGUUUCCAGACUUGGCGGAGCCCCCGAAAGGCAUCCAGAUGUUAUGGCACCCCACCAUCGUCAAGCCCUACCUCACACUGCUGUCUGAGUGUUCCAACCCAGACACCCUGGAGGGAGCAGCUGGGGCUCUGCAGAACCUAGCUGCUGGCAGCUGGAAGUGGUCGGUGUAUAUCCGUGCCGCAGUGCGUAAAGAGAAGGGCCUCCCGAUCCUGGUGGAGCUGCUGAGGAUAGACAACGACCGGGUGGUGUGUGCCGUGGCCACCGCGCUCAGAAACAUGGCUCUGGACAUCAGGAACAAGGAGCUCAUCGGUAAAUACGCCAUGAGGGACCUGGUGCACCGUUUGCCCGGAGGCAGCAACAACAACAACAGCACCGGCGGUGGAGGAGGAGGAGGAGGAGGCGGCGGCGGGGGCAGCGCCAACAACAGCGGCCUGGUGGGGAAGACCAUGUCGGACGACACCAUCACGGCUAUCUGCUGCGCGCUGCACGAGGUCAUCACCAAGAACAUGGAGAACACGAAGGCUCUGAGGGACGCCGGCGGCAUCGAGAAGCUCAUCGGCAUCGCCCGCAGCAAAGGAGACAAAAUUCCUAGACAUAGUCCCAAAGUGGUGAAAGCAGCAUCUCAAGUCCUGAACAGCAUGUGGCAAUACAGAGACCUCCGCAGCCUCUACAAAAAGGAUGGAUAUUCUCAGUACCAUUUCGUCGGCUCUUCCUCCACGAUAGAGAGAGACAGACAGCGACCUUAUUCUUCCUCUCGUACUCCGUCCAUCUCUCCCGUACGGACCUCACCUAACAAUCGAUCAGCGAGCGCGCCAGCUUCCCCCAGGGAGAUGAUGGCGCUGAAGGAGAGGAAGGCAGACUAUGAGUCAACCGGCAAUGCCAGUUACCUUGGCAACAAGGGCGAGCACACAUCCCGGAAGGACGCGAUGACAAGUCAAAUCUCCGGUGGGUCUUCAACACUACACAGAGGAGCGUACGUGUCACCUACUGACGACCUGAAGUAUAAUCAGGUCUCUUGUCAAGGCUUGCCUUCAGAGCCCUACCCUCCUUUCCAAAACCCUCCCCCACCCGACGCCGGCAACUACGAGGACCAGGCCUUCUACGAGAACCAGGUUCACGUGGGAGGGCGCCCCCCACAGGGUGAACUCAACAUGCACCUGCAGGGCCUCAAGUCCACCGGCAACUAUGUAGACUUCUACUCAGCCUCGCGGCCCUACAGUGAGCUCAACUACGAGACCAGUCACUAUCCCGCCUCACCAGACUCCUGGGUGUAAGGAGAGACGAGGGUGGAGGAGGAGGAGAGAAUGGAUGACGGAAAAAAAAAGGACGGUGAAGGGGUAGUUUAAAAGGUGGAGGAGCGAAGAUAAGAGGACAAUUUCCCUCCCUCCCCAUCCUCCCCUGUAGUUCCUGAGUAGCAUCAUAGGUAGCAGGAUGACAGAGGGGGAGGAUGGAGCGCAAGAAAGGAGACAUGAGGAGAAAAUCUAAGACAUUACACUCCUUUCAGAGACAUCUGAUGGGGAAGGGGAGAGGGGACAAAAGAGGAACCAGAUGCAAACGGAGGAGCGGCCAUGCAUGUGCAUGCACACCACCAACAAAACCGACAAGACACAUUUUCUCUCUGUGUUUAGUUUGUGAUCAACAACUGCUAGAGAAAGGUCCAGCAGACAGAAAGACCUCAUGCACCUGACGGCCUCUGGAUACAGAACGUAAAUGCGACGGAACGUGAUGAAAGGAAAAAGCGCGACAGAAGAAGUGGGAAAUAUAACGGGAUGAAGAAGGACGAUGAUGAAAGAGAAAAAACGGAUCAGUGGACUCAGGGACGGAAAAGGUUUUGGAUCGUGAGUGGAACGUGUGAGAGAUACCCGGGAGAAACCUGUAUAUAUGUGGUAUAGCAACAUGGCUUUUAGUAAUGUGAAGCACAAGAAGCAGAGCUGUAGGACAUGUAGAACGUCUGUCACACAAACUUUUGUUUCUUCUAUGGCUUCAGCGUGAUGUAUCCUCCUCUGGGCAAAGAACGCUUCUGGACUUUGUCAUUUGUAACGGUUUAUUUUUUUUCUUUCGUUGUGUUUCUACUUUUUUAAUUCUCGAUUCUGGUUGUAUAGUAUUUGAUGUACACUGUACAUUUACGGAGAAGCAUUGUGUACUGUACAUUGCACUAUUUUCUGUGUCAUGUCAGGCCUUUCGCCACUGGGUCAACCUCACUUCCUCACUAACUACCCCGCCCCCGAACUCACACAAGUACACACAGUAUCUGCACUCAGACUUUCAGAACUCAUAUCACAGCUACAGAUAGAUGUCAACAUGUUGCUAAUGUGAAACCCUGGAUAGGAAUUGGUUAUCGAAGCAUCAUCUCUGGUAGGUCACGGUGCUCCUUUUACUGCCCUACAGAUCGUGUUCAGACGGCACAGCUGCCAAAAUAGCUGAAGAGAGAGAGAGAGGCUCAAAACAGCCGAGCCGCCUUUUUCCGUGACAAACUCUUUGGUUAACUUUGGCUUUUUUUGGCGGCUAUCUUUCCACAGUAACACCACAGAUCCCCCCUUUUUGUUCCCACGAGCCGUUCAUUCAGGUGAACCGUGCUCAUUGUGUAUAUAACCGUGCCAAACAAGGGUUAUUUCCCCUCAGCUGACGAAGGCAUGGGGAGGGGGGGGGGUUUAGGGGUGUGUUAAAGGGUCCAAGUUCAGCUGAAGCUUUCAGCCGAACAUCCUCGCGGUUCUAACGAUGCCAGUUUGUAAAUGCUUUGGUUUUUCUAAACUGUGUUUUACUGGGAUGAAACCCGUGUAACUGCACCAGGACCGGGGAGAAAAAUUAAAAAUGAAAACUUAAAAAAAAAAUAAAAUAAAAUAAAAAGAGAGAAAAGAUCACCACGGAGGGACUGUGACCGGGCUGAACCUCGCUUCCUCCAAAGUUGUACAAAAUUAGUUGAUUUCUGUGUUGUAAAAUAAUCAAUGUUUGAAGUACAAAAAAAAAAAAAAAAACUUUUCUGAGAGAUGGGUGGCAAUUCUAACUUCAUGGUAGACGAAACUGUUAAUAGAGUUAUGGAUAUAUAUUAUAUAAAUAUAAAUAUAUACUUUUUAUGUGCAGAUGUGGAUGUCACUUAUAGCAGCAACAUUAUGGAAAAAGACUUGUAAAAAAAAAAAAUACAAAAAAAAAAAAAACAGCUACAUGUAGGAAUUUUGUUCACAUUUUAUUUUCUGGUCAACACACUAAAUUGUCAACUUUGUGUAGUAAUGUUGUUGCUAUGUGGAGUAGAGUAGACCAGGGCCCAGGGAUCCACGUUGUCACUAAAGAAGUCCAAAAAAAGGUGCUACAUCCGUGAGAAGUAUUUCCAACAUGUCUGUACUUUAACUGUGCACAGAAAUGUUUGCCCCCCCCCCCCCCCUUCAAACGAUCGAUUAUCAGCUAUUGAGAUUAGAAAUGUCACAGGUGACCGUUUUUAAAUCACACGACAGAACAAUCACAGGUUUGUUUCCUCCCGUGCAUGAAGCUCCCAAUUCUGAUCGAUCGGUCUCAUGAUGCUGAAAGAGCAAAAAGAAAACCUGCACCCAUGAAUGCAUGAGUAUUUGUUGUCAGUAAAUCUGAAGCUUAAUGGUGAUUUUUUUUUUUUACUUUAUAUUUCUAAGUGAGAAAGGCUAAAUUGUAAAAUGUGACAACAGACCCUGGUUCUCCCUACCCACUGCUGUUUAGAAGUCCUAGAGGUCAUCUUCUGAUGCUUGAAAAACGACUCAUAAUGCAAACUGUCCCCCACGAAAACACUGGAUGAAAAAACAGACGUACUGUAUUUGUUAGUAAGCAUCUGGAAACUGACAACGUUAUGUAUGUCCUUGUGAUCCUUAGGCAGAAAAAACCUGACUGUAAGACCUGUAUGAAGAUAUAACAUCGGUAACCUUUUUUGUUGCUAGACCAAACGUGUUUUAAAAAGAGAAUUGUGAAUCUUUCUAUUGCCUCAAACAGAUUGCAACUGCUCCAAAAAAUAUAAACAGACCAUCAAAGAG
Messenger RNA from Seriola aureovittata, 6807 nucleotides. RefSeq names its product catenin (cadherin-associated protein), delta 2b (gene ctnnd2b). Gene Ontology annotation, molecular function: cadherin binding. NCBI's taxonomy places the organism in Eukaryota, Metazoa, Chordata, Actinopteri, Carangiformes, Carangidae. The record is from RefSeq and is a predicted model, not a curated record. The coding region runs from base 343 to 4089 and encodes 1248 amino acids. Gene Ontology annotation, biological process: dendritic spine morphogenesis; cell-cell adhesion; cell-cell junction assembly. The transcript has 25 exons. Gene Ontology annotation, cellular component: plasma membrane; nucleus; adherens junction.